GGCAAAGAAUGUCAACCAGACUGCAAAGCGUCGAGGAACGAGCGUUGCCAGAGAAUCGAUGGACUUAUGAAGUGUGUGUGCAGACCAGGUUUCGCCAGGAUGUUCCCUGAUAGACCUUGCAAACCUACUUACACCUACUCCGUCAAGCUCGCCCUCGGCACCCAAGGCAACGAGCGUCUCCAUUUCCACGAAAGCCUGGCGGACAACUCCAGCAAGCAAUACCAGGCGCUAGCCCUGGCCACCCAUGAGGGCAUCAACAGGAUGAUCAUGCAAUCAGAUCUGAGGGACGUGUUCCAUGGAGUUCACAUCACGGGCUUCCAUCCGGUGGAGAUAAGAAGUGAUAGAGAGUUGUACCAGGGAGUUAUGAACGACUUUUAUGUGCAGCUAUCCGACAACGCACACGAGAGCCGCUUGAAGGAGGUGCUCGAGAAGUACCUCCGACACAACAACUACAGCCUCGGAGGAACCGACGUCCACGCCGCUGGAGAGUUGGUGGACAAACUGGAAGUUAACGACUUCGACGAAUGCGUGAGCGGGCAGUUCCACGACUGUUCGGAGCAUUCCCAGUGCUUCAAUCUCCGUGGUACUUACACCUGCAGCUGUCUCGAGGGCUUCGCAGACUUGAGCGUGAACUCGCAGUACCCUGGUAGAAUAUGCUCAGCUGAACCGGUGGGAUGCGAGCGGUGCAACUACCAUGGAGCGUGUUACUCCCGCGACGACCGCCGCGUGUUGUGCGAAUGCUUCCAGUGGUACGCGGGCAGCACUUGCCAUAUCAACCUGAAAGUGGUGUUGAUAUCCUUGGUUGUGGUUGGCGCGCUACUGACAGCCGUUCUCGCAGCGUGCGCAGUGGUAGCGUGUUCACGCCGCCCGCGCCCCCCACCUCGAUCCAUCGUCGCUUGCAUCCAGAGCAUGCCGGGACUUCACCAGGGUGCCAUGCCGUCGAAGCAGCGAGCCGAUCGAAGAGCCUUGAUCAGCGAGAGGGGAGCGGAUUCCGGCGACGCAUCGAGUGUACAGAAUGCCUCGCUUCCCUACAUGCCGGCUAAGAGACCGAGCAAGAAGACGGCGAUCUCGGAGCCGCCGGCGCACGACCCGCCGCCCCCACCGGCGCCUGCAGUCAUGAUACCACGCGCACGCCUUCAUCCACACCACUCUGACAGCCGGGAGAACAUCGCAAGGAAGAAGAGUUUGGAGCUCAGCAGUGAAGCCAAGCUGAUCAGCUACCUGGAGUCAGGUGCCGUCAACAACAGUCAUUCCAAUGAUGAGAUGAGAAGAAAACACAGCAUGGAAUCAUCUUACAGUGCCAUGAAAGAGAGACAUAAUAAGCAAGGUGCAUUAGUAUCAGCAGGGUUCAAGGUGUCCACCACCAUCCGGCCCGACGAGCCCGUCAACCGCGACGACACGUCAUCUGUGCACAAGGACAUGGACGAUCUGCGGUUCGACUCGCUCAGGAAAUCUUACAGCCAAGAAGACUUGUCAGAAUGGACUGAUGCUGAACGGCGACUUGGAGAGUUGACUCUAUCCGAGGCUCGUUCGGUCGGCGGGACUUUACCAGCCAGCACAGGGCGAGCUGCGUCGUCUACUCGUCUAACACAUCAGGAGGCCAACACGAUGGCGGAGCGCGACCUCGGAUCCACCUUCCUACUGCCGCACGUGCACCUCUAUAAACCGGAUCUAACGAGCGACGUAUCGGAGUUCGAUUCCCUGUGAAGACACUCAGUCAUUUAGAUUACUGUAAGACUUCAGAUUGUGGCGUGAAAUUGUACCACCAAAGUGAAGACUAAUGUUAUUUAUUUUAGUUAUAAGUCGGGCACACGGUAUUGCUUGAACUUGGCUUUGCACUACCGCGUGCCUUGGUGCUUAAUAGACAACACGGAGGAUGGAAGGGACUGGAGAUGCUUAACCCUUGAUUUGGCAAUGUCU
Cydia splendana is the source of this 1920-nucleotide messenger RNA. RefSeq lists its product as uncharacterized. The transcript has 15 exons. Bases 67 to 1707 code for a protein of 546 amino acids. The record is from RefSeq and is a predicted model, not a curated record. NCBI's taxonomy places the organism in Eukaryota, Metazoa, Arthropoda, Insecta, Lepidoptera, Tortricidae. Gene Ontology annotation, molecular function: calcium ion binding.